This is a messenger RNA of Theileria equi strain WA, 953 nucleotides long. RefSeq lists its product as hypothetical. The record is from RefSeq and is a predicted model, not a curated record. Lineage: Eukaryota; Apicomplexa; Aconoidasida; Piroplasmida; Theileriidae. The coding region runs from base 372 to 953 and encodes 193 amino acids. The transcript is spliced from 2 exons.
ACUCUCCAAUAGCCCUGGUAUCGAGACAAGGUUAUUUACGCCUCUAUAUACGUCCACUUAUAGCUCUAAAAGGUCCUUAUUUUGGAGUUUACGGAAUCUUGUGUCAUUCUUUCGUCCCGGAAAAAUUUGUUGGCGUUUUGGCCAUAAUUCGACAAAUCAGGAUCAUUAAAAGGCCAUUAGAUCUGCGUACCGUCUGAUUCAGCUGUGAUUGCGUUGAUUUAAUGCAUAGAUAAUGCGCACAUGUGCGCACCAACAUCAUCUCGCUGGACGCAUUGCCUCUUUGACGGAUUUCAACUCAAAAAUCUAUAUUUUUCAUAUGAUCCUCUUUAAUUAUUUUUAAUAAUUUUUUAAUUCAGAUUUAAGGUUUUAAAAUGGGCGCCAGGUGUUCUAAACAGUCGGCCAAGAAACAAAUGGAGCAGGAUGAGGCCGAGAGGCUCAAAAAGCUCGAAGAACAGGCCAUGGCUGAGGUAGAGGAGCGCAGAAUUAAGCGUGAACGCGAAGAAGCGGAAAGGUUAUUGAGGGAACAAGAAGAGGAAGAAAGGAGACGACAAAUAGAGGAACAACUUGCUCUGGAACAGGCUAAACGAGAGGAGGAGGAACGACUCAAGCAAGAGGAAAGUUUGGCACCAGUGGUUGUACCACUCAAGACAAAGUCAUUAUCAAUCAAAUCUGAUGAUCAUAUUAGUCACACAUCCUCCAUCUCACACGAGAGUAUUGGAUCAAAGAGCUCGUUGGGAAGCAGAAAGAGUAGUCUAUCCUCACGUACAACUGGACGCAAGGAUGGUGAUGCAGUUGAAAUGCCAACCUUUACUCCAUUUAGCAUGAGAAGAACUGACGAAAUUGCCAAGUAUUUAAUAUCAAAGUGCGGAUGUGCACUUUCUGACACUCAUAAUAAUACAAAUUGUGUCAUUUGCCAAAGCGUAGAUUUAUCAGAUGCACCCCUAAUUGCUUAA